GUCUGCGGUCGAUCGCACCGGAGACAUCGAAGCGGUGGAUUCAAGUGUUUCACCGGUUCUCUGUGGAUGUGAGACGCUCAGUUUCUGCAGACUACAGGGAUGGGCCGUUGUCUGGAUGGCUGACGGACGGGGACCUAUCACGUGACAAGAUGCUGGCUCGUAACCGCUUCCUCCUCCUGGUGGUGGUGGGUGGGGCGGCGCUGGCCAUCAUCAGUCUCAGCCUCCAGUUCUUGAACCUGAUCCCCACCACUCCCAUAGUGGAGGAGCGACCUUUCCAGGCCGCUGAUGGAGGUGUCGGGGUGGCUCAGGGGAAGAGCAGAAAGCGAGUGUUCCCGGUGCCUCAUACCCAGCAGCCCAACCCCAUAUCUGAGGCCUACGGCUACUGCAACACCCCCAACCGCACCGAACAAGCUUGGGAGGGUCACAGUCCUGCCGACUACAAACUGCUGUCUGUGCAGGUGAUGAUUCGCCAUGGAGACCGCUAUCCACUGUACUCCAUCCCCAAGACCAAGCGGCCUGCCAUCGACUGCACUCUGUCUGUUAACAGGAAGCCUUCCCACUCCCUGCUGAACUCCUUUAUCACUCACAUGGGUCAGGGAGGACGUGGCCACUGGGAGUCCCCUUUGAGCUCUGUCCCCCGCCUGCCCAACCACAGUGCCUGUGAGAUGGGAGAGCUCACACAGACAGGUGUGGUGCAGCACCUGCGCAACGGGCAGCUACUCCAGCAAGCCUACAAGCGCCACAAUCUCCUCCCCUCCAAUUGGUCGCCCCGCCAGUUGUGGGUGGAGACCACAGGUAAGAGCCGCACUCUUCAGAGCGGACUAGCCUUCCUCUACGGUUUCCACACUGACUUUGAUUGGACAAAGCUGACCGUGCAUCACCAGUGGAGCACGUUGUUCUGUGGCUCGGCCUGCGACUGCCCCGCCAGGAACAGAUACCUGGAGGAGGAGCAGAGGAGGCAGUAUCGGCUCAGAGUGGCCGAUAUGGAACUGGAAAGGACUUACGCCGAUAUGGCGCGCACUUUGGGUCUGCCCACCCGCCAGCUCCGAGCUGCAAACCCCAUUGACUCUCUGCUGUGCCACCUGUGCCACGGCCUUUCUUUCCCAUGCGUUCCCAUGGCAGAUACUGGUAGCGGUGGGUGUCUAACAAUGGCACAGUUUGCUGUGAUUCGUCGGCAGCAGCUAGAUGACGAGAUGGAUCGGAGAAGAGCAGGACUGUACCAUAAAUACGCCAUUCUGGCUAUGUACCCUUACCUCAACCGAACAGCCACCAAGAUGGAGCGAGUCGCCAAGGGCAAUGAGGCUGGCCGGCAACCAAGAGCAGGAGGUGAAGAGGUGUUCACCCUCUCCUCAGCUCAUGACGUCACCAUGGCCCCCUUGUUGAGCGCCCUGGGACUAGAGGAGGCCAGGUUCCCACGAUUUGCAGCAAGAGUGGUCUUUGAACUGUGGAAGAGUCCCCCAAUGACUCAAGGACAGUCAAAGAAGAGAGCUGGCAAAGCUGAGAAGUCAAAGGCGAAAGAUGGGGAACUGUUCAUCAGGGUACUGUACAACGGCGAGGAUGUGACAUUUCACACCACCUUCUGUCGCUCCUAUGACCGCCACGCCAGCCAGCCACUGUGUCCUCUGAAGAACUUCUUGUCUUUUGUCAGGAGAGACAUGUUCAGUGUUGUCAACGCUACUUCCUACCAGGAGGCCUGCUACAGACGCCCUGGUUGACAGAUGGAGGGGAGGGUGUUUGAGUAAGGGCGCAGCAUUAAGAGUUGACAGAUGGUUAUAUUUUCCUUGUUUUUUUUGUUUUUUUAAGUUGUUUUCCACUUUUAAAGAUGUUGCACUUUUAUGCUGCUCAUAGUGUCUUAAAACGCCACAUCUUUUUUUACAUGUAGUUUUUAACAUUGCUGAGCACAAACUUGAGUGGCAAACACCUACUGUAUAUCAUAUCUUGGUCAGAAGUUUUCAUGGGCUCAAUGUUUAAAUUAUAUGGUAUCAACACUUAGACCUAACCUCAGCUUCUAACCUGAGAGCUUCUUCAAAAUUCUGUUUUGAAUAUUGUAUAUUUUCUCAAACAUAUUUGUAUGGUAUAAAUAAUUCAAGGGAAGCUGUAUGGCACUUAGCCACUUUAUUCCUACAUUCCAUAAUACCAUGGAAUAUUAAAACUCCACUAUUCCCAAAUGCCUGCUAGAAAAGGGAAUAUUGAAGCUGGAAAUACUGUGCUGGAUUAAUCAUUCUUGGGAAAUAUUUUGUAUAUAAUAAUCUUUUCAAUGAAAAAUACACAUUGGGCUAGUUUGGGCCAUUACUCAAUAAGUUUAACUCAUUUGUCACUUAGCAUUUCUUUCAGUAUGAAUGUUUAUUCAUUGCUGUAGCUCUGUUAGGCUUAUUUAUCUGUUUUUCUCCCUUCAGUUUCUAAAAAUUUACUGCGGUACUUUGACAGUGACAAGUGAUAUCAUUUUUGUUUCAUUUUUAAUAUUGAUUUUAAUUUUUCUUUUUAAGGGAUGUGACACUGUUGUUAGACCAUUCCACUACAGUAUAUGAGACAAUAUCAAUUGGUGAUAUAACCAAUAACAUUCCACUUUUUGUUUUGUUUUUUUUGCUUGAAGGAUACUGAAUCUGUAAGUGGUUCAUUCUCAACAGACCUUUAUACUGUAAAGCACAUAUGGAGUAAAAUAAAUACUCUCAUGUUGUCAU
Thunnus maccoyii (southern bluefin tuna) is the source of this 2681-nucleotide messenger RNA. It is a transcript of the gene pxylp1, whose product is annotated as 2-phosphoxylose phosphatase 1. Lineage: Eukaryota; Metazoa; Chordata; Actinopteri; Scombriformes; Scombridae. The record is from RefSeq and is a predicted model, not a curated record. Gene Ontology annotation, molecular function: phosphatase activity. Gene Ontology annotation, cellular component: Golgi apparatus. Gene Ontology annotation, biological process: chondroitin sulfate proteoglycan biosynthetic process; glycosaminoglycan biosynthetic process; dephosphorylation. Bases 150 to 1715 code for a protein of 521 amino acids. The transcript is spliced from 6 exons.